Molecule: messenger RNA, 1596 nt
Organism: Naegleria fowleri
Lineage: Eukaryota; Heterolobosea; Eutetramitea; Acrasida; Naegleriidae
Exons: 1
Coding region: 1-1596 (531 amino acids)
Source: RefSeq, a predicted model, not a curated record
AUGUCUCAACAAAAGUACGACCAGCUGUUGCUAUCAUUCCUUUCUCCUUUCCUAAUGGGCACGCCGAAUGGAGCUCUUUCAAAUUUUACACCACAACUUCCUCCUCAACAUCUACAACAACAAGAAGAAGGCAUGAAUCUAUUCGCCUUACUAUAUCCCGUCAUUUCUUCUGUAUAUUUUAACACCAUCUCUAUGGGAUUGUGUGCGAGUGGUAUAUCAUUAGCAAUCACUUUGAUGAUUGAAAAGUGGGGUUCUAGGGUUGGAGGAGUGAUUGGAAGCAUUCCAACAGCGGUGGUGCCGUCGACCAUGGGUUUUGCUUUGAAUGCUUUUGUGAAAUUCAACGACCAGCCAAAUGAAAGGAAGCAUGUCAUGAUUCGUUCAUUCUAUUCCAUACCCAUUGGUACAUUAAUGACUGCUUUGUUUUUGUUGUCAUGGAAGGUAUUGCCCUCAUUCAUUGAUAAGUAUGUGAUGAAGAGAAUGUGUCGGGACACUCAAGAACAGAAUCAAGUUGAAGACCAUUCACAAUCCCCACCACAGGCUCUUGUGGUUGAACCUGUUCUCUAUACAUCCAAAGUUUUGGAGUUGGUACCAACUAACGAGUACUCGAACACUACGACGGGCAUGAAAUCGUUGUUGAAACGUUUACGACUUUCCAUCUCGAAAAACAGCAUACUGCGAAAAAUUGUCAUGGCAAGCUUGGUGUGUUUAAGUGGAGUUGGAAUUUGGUCUCUUUUGGCUGUGUCCUACAUGACCAGCAUCACCUUAGUGAAUUGGAAUGACACCAUUCACAUCAUGAUCAGCUGUGUGUGUUUCAUAUUGCAUGUAGGAUUAGCUCUUACAACGAGCUGGUCCUAUAAACCAUACACAUCAUCGACACUCUCUUCUUCCAUCGAAGAAGCACCACAAGAAGAAAUGAUACCAUCACAAAAGUCUUCGUCAAGAAGAAAGAGAAUUACCAUUCUUGCGCUGAGAGUUGCUUUGCCAUUUUGUCUUGUCUCUUUCAGCGUAUUACUGAAUGCCAUGAAGUUGACCUUGUUAGCUGGUCUUGCCGCUUCAUUUCCCACGCUGUAUAUGACCACUUUGUUUACGCUUUGGAUUGGUCACCAGGAUGAACGAUUGGCUGUGGAAUCUGUUGGACCAAUGGUAUUAGGAUCAGCCUCUGUAAGCUUGUAUGCUAUUGCCGCUUGCCCCAUGAUGCUAUCGAAAUCGUUAGUGGCAGGAUCUGUACUCGCAUAUUCAGUUGCAGUGGGUGUCAUCAACGUUCCUGCAUUCUUCUAUUUGAAUUGGAGAAAGAAUGUUCAUGACGAGAAAAUAGAACGAGAAAAAGAAAUACAAGCAUCACUGUCUAGGAAUACCUUAAUAUUCGAAGAAGCACCUCAUUUGGAUACAAAUCUAUCCAAUACAUCCUCUCCAAGUCAAAUCGAAAGUGAGUACACUCAUGAAGACAGGGAAUACUUGUCAUCAGUAAUACUACCAACUUGCACAAACUUGAAAUCUGUCGAAAGUAUGGGUAGCUUGUGUGAUACUGCAUCAGAGAUUCGUAGAAGCACUAGUUCUGAAAGUUUAGUUUCAUCAUUAUCACAAGAAAGUUCGUAG